Messenger RNA from Toxorhynchites rutilus septentrionalis, 555 nucleotides. RefSeq names its product S-phase kinase-associated protein 1-like. Gene Ontology annotation, molecular function: cullin family protein binding. The transcript has 3 exons. Gene Ontology annotation, cellular component: cytoplasm; nucleus. The coding region runs from base 1 to 555 and encodes 184 amino acids. Gene Ontology annotation, biological process: SCF-dependent proteasomal ubiquitin-dependent protein catabolic process. The record is from RefSeq and is a predicted model, not a curated record. NCBI's taxonomy places the organism in Eukaryota, Metazoa, Arthropoda, Insecta, Diptera, Culicidae.
AUGAGUAUUCAGAAAACUAUCACGUUUUACCACAAGUCUUACACGUUCGCGACCAAGUCCACACUUCCAGAACGUUUCACGCAUCGAGACAAAAUGGACGAGAAAUGUCUGGAGAUUUUUGGAAGUCUGCUAAUGAACACAACGCUCAACAUUAAGCUGCAAUCUUCGGACGGAGAGGUAUUCAAUACAGACGCCCAAAUCGCACAAUGCUCUGGAACCAUCAAAACAGUGUUCCAGUAUUCCGAGUAUUCCAGUAUUCCGAUGAACUCGGAAUAUGACGAAAACAAUGAGAAACUUACCGACGACAUCAGCUCCUGGAAAGCCGAUUUUCUGAUGGUAGACCAAAGAACGCUGUUCGAGCGUAUUCUAGCCGUCAAAUAUUUGGAUGUCAAAGCAUUGGUGGACGCUACAUGCAAGACUGUUGCUAAUAUGAUCAAGUGGAAACCCUCGGAGGAGAUUGGAAAAUCAUUUAAUAUCAAGAACGACUUCACAUCAGCUGAGGAAGAAGGUGUAUGGAGAAUGGCUAGUGUGAGUAAAAGUGGAUUCCCGUAUUGA